AUGUUGAUGCUCCGGUCUGAUUCCUGUGAGCAACAAGAUGGGGUGGUGGAUCACGGUGGCAGUAGUGCACUCGAUGGCCAGUCUGCUGGCGAUGUGCGCCGGCGGGAACGGGGCGGCACUGCAGCCAGCUUCUACGGGGCGACGUGCCCGCCGGCGGAGAUGAUCGUGCGGCAGGAGGUCAUCCGGGGUCUGCACAGCGACAUCGGCUUCGCCGCCGGCCUCGUCAGGAUGCACUUCCACGACUGCUUCGUCAGGGGUUGCAGGGGUGCGACGCUGCUGGAGUCGACGCCGGACAACACCGCGGAGCGGGACUCCCCCGUGAACAACGCCAAGGCCCGCCUCGAGGACGCCUGCCCCGGGGUCGUCUCCUGCGCCGACAUCCUCGCCUUCGCCGCCAGGGACAGUGUCGAGCUGAGCGGCGGGCCCCGGUACGACGUGCCGGGAGGGCGGCGCGACGGCACGGUGUCCAUGGCGUCGGAGGUGCCCGACAACAUCCCCGCGCCGACGUUCAACCUGGACCAGCUCACCCAGAGCUUCGCCGCCAAGGGCCUCACCCAGGAAGACAUGGUCACCCUCUCAGGCGCGCACACUAUCGGGCGGGCGCACUGCACGGCGUUCAGCGACCGGCUCUACAACUUCAGCGCGACGGGCGCGGCGGACCCGGCGCUGGACCCGCCGUUCCUGGCGCAGCUGCAGCACGCGUGCCCGGCCACCGGCCCCGGCGGCGGCGUCGACCCGGGCCUCGUGGUGCCCAUGGAGCCGCGCACGCCCUACGCGCUCGACACGCUCUACUACUGGGGCGUCCUGCGGGGCCGCGGCCUCUUCGCCUCCGACCAGGCGCUGCUGGCCAGCGCGCCCACCGCCGCGCAGGUCAGGCAGAGCGCGUACGGGAGCUACCCGUGGAAGCAGAAGUUCGCCGCAGCCAUGGUCAAGAUGGGGCAGAUCCAGGUGCUCACCGGCAGCAGCGGCCAGAUCAGGGCCAAGUGCAGCGCCGUCAACUGA
Molecule: messenger RNA, 1002 nt
Organism: Panicum hallii
Lineage: Eukaryota; Viridiplantae; Streptophyta; Magnoliopsida; Poales; Poaceae
Product: peroxidase 5-like
Exons: 5
Coding region: 1-1002 (333 amino acids)
Biological process (GO): response to oxidative stress; hydrogen peroxide catabolic process
Cellular component (GO): plasmodesma; plant-type cell wall
Molecular function (GO): heme binding; peroxidase activity
Source: RefSeq, a predicted model, not a curated record